AUGGGGCCCUGGGCAGGCCUCCUCCUGGUCCUGCUGCUGCAGCUGCUCAGUGGGGCACGAGGGGAUGUGCUAACUGCAGUGUGCGGCCACUCCGAGUUUGCCGGGAGGAUCGUGGGCGGCCAGGAUGCCCAGGCAGGAUGGUGGCCGUGGCAAGUCAGCCUGAGGAUGACCUCACAGGGGCACAUAUGUCGGGGCUGCCUCAUCCACCCACGCUGGGUGCUCACAGCUGCCCACUGCUUCCUCAGGUCUCCCAACCCCCAGCGCUACCUUGUUAAAGCUGGAGGACUGACCCUCUCCCUUUUGGAACCCAACUCGGCCUCUGUGACUGUGAGGAAGCUCUUUGUCCACCCCUCAUACUCCAGGCAGGAUAGGUCCAGUGGGGACAUCGCCCUGGUGCAGCUGGACACCCCCGUGCAACCCUCCCAGGCCACCCCCGUCUGCCUCCCAGCAUCCCAGGUAACCGGCUAAGGGUCCACCCAGGAGAGAGUCCUGGCGGACACCCUGCAGGAGGUGGCUGUGCUGCUCUUGAACUCAGAGGAGUGUGAGCGGCUGUACCACCUGGGGGACACCAGCCUGGCCGGGGUGCGUCUCAUCCAGGAUGACAUGCUCUGCGCCAGCUUUGAGGAGGGCAAGAAAGAUUCCUGCUAGGGGGACUCCGAGGGACCUCUGGUCUGUCCCAUCAAAGACACGUGGAUCCAGGCUGGGAUUGUGAGCUGGGGAGUCGGCUGUGCUGGGCCGAACCGGUCUGGUGUCUACACACGCGUGUCCACAUACACCGAGUGGAUUCAGAGAAACCUGAACGAUUCCACACAGUCGAGGGCCUCCGGGUCCCACUUGGCAUCACUGCUGGAGUGCUGUUUGCUGAGGGCUUACCAGGCUGUCACCCCACGUCCCCACCCUGGCAUCACAGCAUCCCAGGCAGCAUCUCUCCCAGGCUUCGGGGCAGAGGGCCAGGGCCUGCCCACCUCCACCAACCCCUCUUCUCCUCAGCUCAGGAGUGUCCAGCUGGCUGUGCCCAGAGAGCCUCUGUUGGAGCUGCCCUCGCCCGCCUUCCUCCUGACCCCGAGGCCCAGGUCCUCAGGCAUCUGGCACCAUGCUGCUGGCCCUGACCCUUGUCCUCCUCACGAGUCCUGCCUGCCGCACGUAGGAUGCGGAGAGCAACCCCCACAUCUCCUGCCUCCCUUCUCCAUUAAUACGAACCUUCUCUGCCGAGAUGCAGGGCUGGGAGGCGGUUCCUACUUCUACGUCCCGUCCCGUGGGAAGAGCUGGGUGAGAUCCAGCAUCCGCAUCUUCGUGGGGAUCAUUGGCGUCAUCAAGGGACAGUUUCAACCACGGGGGGCCCUGCAGUGGGUCCUGCCCCCACACCUCAGUGUCCUCCACCGCAACACUCCCUCCACCUCACUGGGCUGCACCGGACCUGCUGGAGCAGAGAGGACAUGA
Molecule: messenger RNA, 1440 nt
Organism: Trichechus manatus latirostris (Florida manatee)
Lineage: Eukaryota; Metazoa; Chordata; Mammalia; Sirenia; Trichechidae
Product: serine protease 30-like
Exons: 10
Biological process (GO): proteolysis
Molecular function (GO): serine-type endopeptidase activity
Source: RefSeq, a predicted model, not a curated record